Anopheles stephensi (Asian malaria mosquito) is the source of this 480-nucleotide messenger RNA. RefSeq names its product keratin, type II cytoskeletal 2 epidermal-like. The record is from RefSeq and is a predicted model, not a curated record. Bases 1 to 480 code for a protein of 159 amino acids. The transcript has a single exon. NCBI's taxonomy places the organism in Eukaryota, Metazoa, Arthropoda, Insecta, Diptera, Culicidae.
AUGCAGUCGAGGACUGUUGCAGUUGCCACAGUGCUUUUCUUUGGGGUGGCCCUUGCCGUUCCCAUCCAAAACUCUGGAUCCACAUCUGGAGCACCGCCAUCAACGAAAUUGGAACUGGCUGAACCCAAAAGCAGCACACAACCUGCGGCUCGUUUGGCCGAUGAUCCCGAUGCGGAUCGAAACAAGCGCCAUCUCGCUUUCGGAGGCAUCGGUAUAGGAGUGGGGCUGAUCGGUGGAGGCUUCAGCCCGUACGAUCACUACGGACACGGAGGAUAUUUUGGAGGCCAUGAAGGAUUUUACGGAGGCCAUGGAGGACACUUCGGAGGCGAUUUCGGAGCGCCGUACGGGUUCGGUGGACCUUACGGAUACGGCCAUCCGCACGGCUUCGGAGGCUUCCACGGUCCGUACGGAGGUGGAGGAUACGCCAGUGGGUACCACUAUGGCUACGGAUCGGGAUACAGCGGUGGAUUCUUCGGCUAG